Messenger RNA from Dichotomopilus funicola, 918 nucleotides. Its product is annotated as protein ELYS. NCBI's taxonomy places the organism in Eukaryota, Fungi, Ascomycota, Sordariomycetes, Sordariales, Chaetomiaceae. The record is from RefSeq and is a predicted model, not a curated record. Bases 1 to 918 code for a protein of 305 amino acids. The transcript has 2 exons.
AUGCUCGAUUUUUCGCAAUUCGCCGCCGCGUUCCCAACCGACGGGCCCAAGCCCUACGACCAGAAUGGCGUCCGCGAAAUCGAGACCUUUCGCAAGUCUUUUGAUGGCGUUUUGUUCAUUGAUCGCGUGCUGAAGGCGCUCGGAGUGAGUGAAGGCAAGGCAUACCCUCCACGCGGCGACGCCGGCCUACGCGCUCUCCACCAACAAAUCUGCGACACCAAAGUCUCCGCCCACGCCAAGCUCUCCGUCUUCUACUACCUCCUCCUCGACUACGACGAAGUGCGCGGCGCCCGCUCCAACCUCGCCCAAUCCCUCGCCGAAGAAUCCGGCCUCACACCCAAUUACCAGCUCCUGAUGCGCGGCCUCUGGCACAUGGACCGCAAAGAAUUCAAGUUCGCCCUCGAGCACCUCGCACACCCGGCCCUGCCCCCCGAAUUCGCCGACGAUAUCAUCACCGUCCUCGUCCGGCACGCCAAAACCGCCACCGCAGCUCCCACCACCUCCUCCGUCUCCGACGAACCCGACUACAGCCUCCCCCUCGCCUACUACCACACCGCCCAACCCAUCCUCCAAACAGCCGAAGCCCUCGAACUCCUCUUCGGCGCCCUCGCCCGCACCAGCGUAGCCGAGGCGCUCUACUUCGCCCGCGGCUACCCAUCCCCCGCCGCACACCGCCAGCUCUUCGAGCGCCUCGUAGCCGCCGUGCUCGAGCAUCCAGACGCAGCCGGCACGCGGGGCAAGGAACUGGUUAGUUUACCGCUGACGGCUGCUGAGGAGAGGUGGUUUCAGGAGUAUGUUGCGACGGGCGAGGGUCGGCGGUCCAAGAAUGCGAGGGCUGUUGCGCAGAUGAGGCAGAUUGUGACGGGGCGGCAUCGGGGGCCGAUUCCUGCGGCUGUGGGGGGUGGUGCGAGGCGGUGA